AGAGAUUUAGCUUCACGUUUUCGUCGUUGAACGGCAAACCGGAAACUGCGGUAAGAGGUCUGCGGUUUGCAGUCCGAGGUAAAAUGCUUUUUGACAUUUAGCUGUCGGUUCAAUAUGUAAACAAACAUUUUAACAUGGCGGCAUUGGCAAGGUAGUUUUUAUGGCCUUUUAUGUGUUGUUUUUAUUAUUUUUAUUUAAAUUUGGUGGAACAAAACCAUUAGAUAAAAGACAUUUCUUGUUUUCUUUUUUACCAGAAAAGACUACACGGAUAUAACAAUUCUAAUGUUACUUGAGAGUGAUUCUGACCAAAGUAGUAGAGAUGAAGACGAUCUUGACAUGGUACUGUUUGAAUGCAUGUUUUGAUCCUCGAAAUUUAGCCUUCCCCGAUUGAAUCUCGAAGACCUCGACGACUGGCAAUGUGAAAAAAAUUUCAGGUACUUUUUAUUGCAACAAUAAAAUUAAAAUGAAUAAUUUGUUAUUUCGUUUUAAUACGUAUUAUAAAAUUUCUAUAAUUUUCGUUUGACUAGAUUCAACAAGAAUGACAUGUCAAGCGUUUUUGCUGCGUUGAGGAUUCCCGAGUAUUAUCAGGCUGAACAAAGGACAAAAGCCUCUGGUAUGGAAGCCCUCAUGAUUCUUCUAAGGCGACUUGCUUAUCCAAACAGGUCGUGUGAUUUGGUGGGCAUUUUUGGAAGGAGUGAAUCCCAACUUAGUUUGAUUUUUAAAAAGGUAUUCAACUAGUGACAGAGUGACAUUUAAAUUGCAAACAAAAGAGCAUAAUUAAACUAACUCAGAUUUAUUCUGACUUUGCAGAUAUUGGAUGACAUGUACAACCGCUUCAGCCAUCUUAUUGACUCGUUUGACUUAGUAUGACAAGAUCCAGAGUGCUUUGCCCAAGCAAUUCAUUUUCAAUGAAGGUGCACCACUCACUCAGUGUUGGGCAUUUAUUGAUGGUACAGUGCGACCAAUAGCGCGACCACUAGUAAAUCAACAAGUGAUGUACAGUGGGCACAAACGGGUUCACUGCAUUAAGUUUCAGGUAUUGGAUGAUUACUUACUGCAUGACCAAAGACAUAAUCCCAAAACUGUUUGCCUUGAGUUUUACGUUUAUUUGCUGGGCCAGUGAGAGAAUUUGCUGAGCAUGGGGCAAAAUUUUCUCCAUGGGCCGUCUAGAACACCUUAGGUGCAAGUGUUCUAGGGGGUGGAACAUUUUUUUAUUUAGGUUCUCUGAAAUGCCAGAGACCUUAAAUUGAGAGAAAAGGGUCCUCCAAUUUCCGAAAUGUUCUCAAUCUCAAAACUGACAUUUACAUCAACCCCUACAUUUUCAGGGGCCUGGUCCAUUUUAUUUUAGGGUCCCUCCCAAGUUGGAGACCCCUAAUUGGUUAAGAACCACAGGUCCUUAACUUAAUUGGGGCCCCCAACUGGGAGGGACCCUAAAAUUGAGCAGGCCCCGUAUCAGCUGCCCUGCUCAUUUGUAACUCUCUAGCACUGUUUUAAGAAAACAGCGUUUUCAUAGGAUUUCUUUUCUUUUUAGUCAGUCCACGCCCCAAAUGGCCUUAUUGUCAACUUGUUUGGCCCCAUAGAGGGGCGAAGGCAUGAUGCCUUUAUGCUUAGUAUGAGUGGGCUUUGUGAAAAAUUACAAAAUAUUCAAACACCCGAUGGUGAGCCGUAUGUCCUUUAUGGAGACCCAGCCUAUGGUGUUAAUGGACAACAUCCUGGCCCCAUAUCGAGGUGCACAAUUGACACCUAAUCAAAGUGAAUUCAACAAGCGAAUGAGUAAAGUUCGUGUUAGCGUGGAAUGGGGAUUUGGAAAGUUGUGUCAGUAUUUUGUAUUUCUUGAUUUAAAAAAAACCCAGUAAAUUUUGCUUCAACCUGUGGCAAAAUACUACAUGCAUGGUUGGAAGUGUCCUAAUUAAUUGCCAUACCUGCCUAUAUGGUUCUGUCACAAGUUCAUUCUUUAAAGUUCAGCCCCCUUUGUUAGAAACAUAUUUAUCAAAUCAGUAACAGUUUUAAUUAAUACAAAAUAUUUAUGGAAUAACAAUAUUUAUAAAAAAUAUAUUAAGUAUUUGAAUAAAUAUAUUUAAAUUAUUUUAAUAACAAAAUCUAUGAAUUAAUUUUUACAUCAAUGUAUGAUAAAACAUUUGAAAAGUGAAAUGUACAUGUGUUUAAAAUAAAGCAAAUUGAAAUGCGAAACUUGAAAUAUUAAAAUUGAAAUUAUUUUUACACUAAGAACGUUUCUGUAACAACUCAAUGAAUGCUUUUUUUUCUUCCAUUUCCAGCUGAAACUUUAAUUUCCUCUCUUCAGCCUCAGCAAGAUAUUUUUCUCGUUGGAAGUCAAGUUCCGAUCUUCUUAAAUUCAAUUCUUUAUCUUUUAACUGGGCUUUUUGUUUAUAUUUAUCAGUAAGAAUCUCAAGUGCAGUAAGCUUAGUUGCCCUUCUACAUACUUUUCUUUUUCUACCUGUUACAAAUUAAAAAAUACAAGGUUUUGGGUGUUUCUAUGCAAAGCAAUGGAACAGAUGUUUUAAAUGCAUAAAGUUCAUUUUUUUGCUUUUAUCUAAAUUACAAGAACUAUUAUUCUUACCUUUCCUUGUUUUCCUUACCUUUCCUUGUAGUGAUGUUUUCUUCACUAUCAAACAUUUCAUCUUCGCUUGCGGUAUCACUACUUUCAUAAUCAUUACUUUUUCUUCCUAUAAUAUUAAACAUAAACUAGAAUUUACCAUAUCAGGAACAUAACCAAUCAACAUCCCAACAAAUACGACACUCAAACACAACCAAUCAACAACUCUACAAAUCACGAGACACAUUUAAUAGCCAAUACAUACUACUCAUUUCAGUGAGUGUCGCAUCUCGCAUUUCCUGGCCUUUUUUCUUUUUCAAUUCUUUUUGAUUUUCUUCUCUUUUUCCUUUGGUCUUGAGAUCUUCUUGGUCUCUUCUGAACAUGCAGAUAUCUUCCAAAAGCAUGGUGAGCUCAGUAUAGUCUUCUUCUGUGCCAGACCUUAAAUAGAUGAGUUUCUUAUGGUAAAGAUCUCAGUUCAUGACAUAUCACAAACAUCUUUCAAAAAUGUUAUAUCUCAAUGACAUCUUGCCAAACAAAGUGGUGUAAACUGUAGAAGAGAAGGGGCUUUGGGGCCAGAGCCCCUUGCUCAAACUAUGGGGGGGGGGAGGGUUUGAGCCAGUGACAUACUGGCUACUGUGUAGCUGGGGGCAUGAAUCAAUACUGCAUCCCCAUAGUCUACCAACACACAGCAGCAUGGCCUGGUCCUUAGAUUGGUGGGGGGUGAAGGGCAAACAUCGAAGGCAUGAGACAUGUUUAUAGGGGAGGGGCCUCCACUGGGCUGAGCCCCCUACUUUUAUGCAAGGGUACUUGAAAAUAUAUCAUUUUUGCAUGUUCUCAUUCUCAAAUUAUCACACUAUGACUAUUCCAUGAGUAAUGAAUAUCAUAUAACCAUGGGAUUGAGGGUUUUUAUUACAUCCUAGUUCAUAUUUGUGCGGAUAUCUAUUGUUCUCAAUAGGGUUUUAUUUGGGUAAGAAUCUAAAAGCAAGGGGAGGGAUUUGAUAUCUCCACAAGGAAAAGCGGGGUUGAAUAGAAUUGAAUGCCUCAAUUAAAAAUGCAAUGUAUCUAACUACAUAGUGACCCCUUUUGGAGGUCACUAUGGAGUUAGAUACUUUGGAUUUGUAACAAAACUCAAACCACACAUCUCCUUUUCGACUAGAAAACGCUGCACGUCUCUGAGUCGAGAGAAAGAGACAACAGCCGUGUACCUCAAGAGCCCGUCAAACUCUACUUUGGGUAGAGUAUUUAUCAUUUGGUGCGCGAGGACUAGCUGAACCAACCAUCAAACUUGCUUGUGCAAGGAAUUUAUACAGUAAUAUCUGCUCUUUCGCUUGUGGGAAGCGAAAUGAUAUACUACGCAUGCUCAACCACAUUAAAGCGUGUUUAAUGCGCAUGUUCAACCUUAUUUCGUCCCACAACCACAACCUCCCGAGGACAAUAGAAAAUGGGUGUGAUAGAUAUAUAAACGACAUAAAAACCUCAUGGUCGUGCUUUCAUUGAAAGACCUCCCAUUCGGUUUUUAUCCUUUUUAUAAAACCCUGUUGAGAACAACUUGAGAAUCUCUGCUCCGACAAAACCCGUACAAAUCUUCGUUAGCGCUUCUCGGUUGUAUGAACUAUUUCAAACAUAUUUCAUCGUCAUUGUGGUUGGUGAACGAAUAUUUAAUCACUUCUCGUAGACAGUAUACAGUAGUGCGACACGAGAAUUGAUGCAUAUCAAAUGGGAAAGCCCUGUUUGUUUUUAUUACAACCAUGGUAAUUCAAACUCAUUUAAUUUAAAGAACAAUACAUAUCAUAAAGUAAAUUUCAUUGUGGGUCAAUCUUUACAAAUAUGAACUAAGUUAGUUAGAUACCUCAAACGUCGGCUCUUAGUCAGAUAAAUCCCUCGGGGCAUGGACUUUAACAAAUGUCACAUGCACGAAAACGUGGUUCUAUAGCCAAAGUGACUUACUUUCCGGAAGGGUGUAUUCUAAAUAUUUUCAAUGUCAAUGAUUACUUUUUCAAGGACAUCUUGUCAUCUUCUUUGUGUUUUGUAAUUAGCCUAUCCAUUCGCUCCCUGCAGUCCCGACCUGUAAAGUCAAUCUUUUUUUCAUCUGUAGGUUUAAAUUAACCUACCUUUUUGAGCUUUUGAUUCUCCUUUUUGAACCCCGUUAUUCGCCUAUUUCUAUCUAAAAGGCGCUGUUUUUUAUUUGAUCGGAUCUUUUGUAAAUAUUUAAUUCUCUCCUUUUUCUGGCCACAUGUGGCACAAGAAAGCGACUCCUGACGGUCCUGUGACAUGAAACUUUCAUGCCCUUGAUUGACAACUAACAAAACAAGAAAACAGAAACUAUUUACGAAUAGCCAAACUAUUGCAUUUGUGUCUAUGUGCAAAAUAGAAUUUACGACUCACCUUUCUCUUUGCACGCGAAGUGCUUGGCAUUUCGUCCAGAAUGACCGUAUAUCCUUGGUUGGAACGGACCCUUGUAUUAGGUAUCUUGCCCUUGAUUUUAGUUCGUCUGGUACCCCAACGUGAUACCUUGUUGGAAAAGAAGAAUUCUCCGAAUGGGCCGAGCAUAUUACAGACGAACUGCUUGGAGAGAAAUUCGGCCGAAGUCUUUGUACAAAUUUUAUCCUUUUUUUUCGUAGCUCUUCGUUCGCAGGAAACUUGUGCAUUGAUAUCCCUUCAAUGUGGUAUGUAUUUGUGUAACUGAGCAAUCCAGGACCUCCACAAACUUAAUAUUUACCCUUUUUCGCUCUCUUCGUGCUGGAAGACAUGCUUGUUGGAUUGAAAAUGCAAGGGUACUCUCAAAACGCAGGGGUUUUUAUACAAAUGUAGAGUGCGUGCGUUGAAUAGGUGUAGUUUCCUAUAGGGUGUGUAUGCACGUCAACUUACGUGAAAACAUAUAGCUUGACUGAUAAGGCGAGAAAGGAAUUUCGUUUGACGCAGUAACCACAACCAGUGACUAAGGAAUAAAUUGCGCGAAAACAGGAUAUAGAUAAGGCAGGUUUCAGCAAACGCAAAUGGACAAAUACAUGAAACACCUGAAAGCUGAAGCGUAAACAAGCAAGGAGCUUUCUGUGGUGAAAGUAUGACGUGCGAACUAGGGUAUUUAUAGUUCCUAGGUUUAUAGUAUAUUGCGUUCCGGUGUACUCAACUUCGUUUACUUCAAUUAAUUUAAUUUCGCCUAUUCUAUCAUAGUACGGACUAUAUAAAUCCUAACACUGUCUCUGUCCAACUAUCUACAAUGGACUAUAGAUAUACAACGAAAAUACUAUACAAUAUGCCACAACAAACGACAUCUGAACAGCGUCAAUUUAAGCUGGCUAAUCUAUAAGCGAAACCUACACUGCCACCACAGCAAUGAUUUUGCAAUUCGGCGGCUUAUAAGCGAUAAAUCGUCGUAUAUGAUGAUAUCAUUGCAUUUAUAUCUUUUCUAGAGUUCCAGUUUUAACUAGACGUUUUUAAUUCUUCAAUCACAUGAUUAUCCGCAAGGACAAAGCGAGAAGCCACUGUUUUAUUGCUCUUUAAACUGAACAAGAAACUUCCCACUCUUGCUUCUCAGUCAAUCAGGUAUACAAGUAUAAUUCUGCCCCGAAUUAAAAAAAAUAAUUAAUGCCCUCCUCAUUAACCAACCAUAUUUGAGUGCUAAUUUUGCCCUCUAUUUGAUUAGAUGAAUAAUUGUGAAUUGGAAACAGUUAUUCACAAUGUAGAUUUACAACUAUCAUGAAGACUUAUUUCUUACGUUCACAUACAUGUACCAAAAGCACGAGCGAGUGAAUUGGUAAGCACAGUUUACAUUAACAACCUUUUGCGACCUUUACUUGCCUGAAAACUGUCCACAGUUGUAAUAUUGAUAUUUUUCAAUUUAGUAACAUGCUCUUUCCUUGAUUUUGACGAUUUCUCUUGAAAUUUAGCUUUCAUUUUUUCCACCUAAAUUAGUAAACGGAUGUAAUUUAGUUAAAAGUCAAUAUAUGAUGAAUACGCUCAUGUUUAAAUAGGAUGA
This is a messenger RNA of Paramuricea clavata, 6533 nucleotides long. The record is from the annotation of a GenBank genome assembly. NCBI's taxonomy places the organism in Eukaryota, Metazoa, Cnidaria, Anthozoa, Malacalcyonacea, Plexauridae.